AUGUGGCUCUUUCGGAUCCUCUCCUCGGCCCUUUUCCUGACCGUGACCGUCUCUUCUAUCCCGCUCGCGUUUGAUGUGGGUGGAAAGACGUGCGGUCUGGCCUUUUCGCUAUCCCUGGCCACCUUCUACUUCCUUUUCUCGAUCCUGAAGCUCUCAACUCCCAGCCGGUCCUGGUUCCGCUCCUCCCUCAUCAUCGUCAUUAGCUCAGCGCAAUGGUUCCUCAUCCCGAUCCUGCUGAUCUGGUCUCUCAACCGCUUCUCUGCCGACACCGAUAAUGAUAUUUCGUGGGUGGAACGGACCUUUACCGGCAAGCGCGCCCAGGAUUCCUCGGUCCAGGAAUGGAUUUUUGGACCAGAUGGUCUGAUCGAGUCCAUAACUAUCGGUAACUGGGAUAACCUGCUAAGGUGGUCCACUCCGGUGUUUCAACUUGUGGAAGGGUUCUGCAGCCUGCUGGUUAUUCAGGCCGCUGGACAAAUUACUAGAUGGCUUGUUAACCGUGGCGGACGGAGCGAUAGCUGGAUGAUCGGCCUCCUCGUCCUCUCUGCCUCGAUUAUAUCAAGUUCAGUCUACUUCCUUUGGCGCGUCCUUCAGUUCCCGGAGAUCUCCAAUGUCGACGCUGCGUUGAUAGGUGUCACCAUCACAUGUGCUGUCAUCUUGUGUGCAUGGGGAAUUGGCAGUGGUCGCGGAAACCCGGUCGAGAGCUCUCUGUUGUUUGCGUACGUGGUGCUAUGCGUGUAUCAGAUCUUUACCGACUAUAAACCAUCACAUCCCCUGGAACAGCAAGUCGCUUCGCCUGCCCAAGCAGGGGAGUUUCCUCCGCUCCCCCCCAUUAUUAUGGCUUCCUACACCACGCUGAUGCAUGCCUUGUCCCUCCUACCAUCCAUCAUUCAUGCCGCCUUCAACAUGAUUACUGCCGUCUUCAGCGCAGUCACUCCUUCUGUUUUAAUUUCGCUCACCUACCGUAUUCUUGUACUGUACGCGUCCACCCGAAUUAUCCCAGCUGUCCGCGAAGCAGGCGCCCGUGCGCUUUCACAGGAAGCCUCGUUGGAUGACUCCGACGCCGCUGGCCAAUUUCUGGGGUUCCUCAGCUACUUUUCUCCGUCCAUUCUUAUUGCCGUUUAUACCAGUCUACUCAUGCAACACUUUGCGUCUACCUCCCAGGCUAUGGGAGGAAGCGGGGAAUGGUGGAGCACCCAGGGUGCCGGCGGAGGAAAUCUAUGGCGAUGGAUCAACCUUGCUGGCACUUUAGCUCUGUACGCUGUUGAAUUAUACCUUGGCGAGACUGAUGACCUGGACUCGGGCCUUGCUGGCCACUGGAAAACCGACUGA
Aspergillus ochraceoroseus IBT 24754 is the source of this 1329-nucleotide messenger RNA. RefSeq names its product ICE2 family protein. NCBI's taxonomy places the organism in Eukaryota, Fungi, Ascomycota, Eurotiomycetes, Eurotiales, Aspergillaceae. Gene Ontology annotation, biological process: endoplasmic reticulum inheritance; septin ring assembly. The transcript has 2 exons. Gene Ontology annotation, cellular component: perinuclear endoplasmic reticulum; cortical endoplasmic reticulum; endoplasmic reticulum membrane. The record is from RefSeq and is a predicted model, not a curated record. Bases 1 to 1329 code for a protein of 442 amino acids.